AGGCGGGACGAGGUCGGAGCGUUCCUCCAGGGCUCUUUACUACACAGUACAGUACUAGAAACCCGCGUCCUGCGGAGGGGUGGAGACUGGGCGGCCCGAGCGGGGCGGAAGUGGUGGCUCAUGCGCACUUGGAUGGCCAGGGCGGCCGCUGGCCCGCGCGGGACACCUACCCUUUCGUGGCCGGACCACCACUCCCAGCAAUCUCGGCGGCUCGCGCGCCUGCGCGGUCCUCACCGCGCUCCCUUUGUGUCACCGGCCAGAGCUCAGCACAGAGCGGUCUGGAGACAAAGGGGCCCGCGAGGGGAACUGCUUCCGGCCUGGCCGUCGCAGAGGGCGGGUGACCUCGACCCCUUGCAGCCUGAGCUCUGCAAUCUGCUCUCAAACUCCGCUCCUUCACUUCGGGAAAGACACCUAGACCUAAGCCGGACAGGCGUCUCCGGGGUCCUGGGGUCUCUCCCUGUGCUGUCUCGGCCUCCCCUCUCCAGUGGCUCCUCUCCGCACCCCAAACUCCCAGAUUUGGGGCUUUUUAAAAAGCCGAGGCACAGACUAUCCCGUUGCCUGGACGACGGGCCGGCGCACAGGCCCGCCCCUUACGUCAGAGAUUCCGCCUGGUGGGCGUGGCCACCCCGCCUUUGUCCGCCGGUCCCGGCCUGCGCCGCAGCGCGUCCUUCCUGGCCGCGGCCGCCCGACGCGGUGGCCCGCGCUUCCCGCCCGUCCUCCUCUGCAGUCCGCGCGCCCCGUCUUCCCCAAGGUAUAGCUGUGGACCAACUGUUUAUGAUCACGCACACCUUGGCCAUGCGUGCUCAUAUGUUAGAUUUGAUAUAAUUCGAAGGAUCCUAACCAGGGUUUUUGGAUGCAACAUCAUCAUGGUGAUGGGAAUUACAGAUGUGGAUGAUAAGAUAAUUAAAAGAGCCAAUGAAAUGAAGAUAUCACCUGCUUCUCUUGCCAACCUUUAUGAAGAAGAUUUUAAACAAGAUAUGGCAGCCUUGAAGGUUCUCCCACCCACAGUAUACUUGAGAGUAACUGAAAAUAUUCCUCAGAUCAUUUCUUUCAUUGAAGGAAUAAUUGCUAAUGGGCAUGCUUACUCAACAGCAAGAGGCAAUGUCUACUUUGAUCUGCAGUCGAGAGGCGACAAGUACGGCAAGCUCGUCGGUGUGGCUCCUGGUCCUGUUGCAGAGCCAGGUGAUUCCGACAAGCGGCAUGCCAGCGACUUUGCCCUGUGGAAGGCAGCCAAGCCCCAGGAGAUAUUCUGGUCCUCUCCUUGGGGAAACGGAAGACCUGGCUGGCAUAUUGAAUGUUCUACCAUCUCAAGUUUGGUGUUUGGAAGUCAACUGGACAUCCACUCGGGUGGCAUAGACCUAGCUUUCCCGCAUCAUGAGAAUGAAAUCGCACAGUGUGAGGUCUUCCAUCAGUGCCAGCAAUGGGGAAAUUACUUCCUGCAUUCUGGACACUUGCAUGUAAAAGGCAAAGAAGAAAAAAUGUCCAAAUCACUGAAAAACUACAUCACUGUUAAGGACUUUCUGAAGACAUUUUCCCCCGACGUCUUCCGGCUCUUCUGCCUGCGGAGCAGGUACCGGUCAGCCGUGGACUACAGCGACAGCACCAUGCAGGAAGCUCAGCACCUCCUCCGGGCCGUGGCCGCGUUCGCCCAGGAUGCUCGGGCCUACAUGAAGGGGCAGCUGGCGUGCGGCCCCAUCAGGGAAGACGUGCUGUGGGAGAGGCUCAACCACACACAGGCUGCUGUGAAGGCCGCCUUGGCAGACGACUUUGACACGCCUGGGGCGGUGGAUGCCGUCUUGGAUCUCAUUCACCAGGCGAACAGACAGCUGAAGGUGGUCACUAAGGAGCCUGGCGGUCCCAGGAGCCCUGCUGUGUUCGGCUCCAUCAUCUCCUACGUUGAGCAAUUUUUUGAGACGGUUGGAAUUUCUCUGGCAGAACGACAGUUUGUUUCAGGGGACAGCGGCUCAGCCACGCUGCACAGCGUGGUGGAGGAGUUGGUCCGAUUCCGGCUCAAGGUCCGGCAGUUCGCCCUGGCUACGGGAGAGGCUACCAAGGAAGCCCGGCGGCAGCAGCUCCUAGAGAGGCAGCCCCUGCUGGAGGCAUGUGACACCCUACGCCAGGACCUUGCCGCCCACGGCAUCAGUAUUAAGAAGCAGCACAUCCACAUGGGAACUGCUGGGUCAGAGGUCAGAAGACCACAAACCUGGGAGCUGAGGACGCGUGAAGCGGGAACCGCAGGCUCACAAUGCGGCUCUGUGCUUGCUUAAGUCCCUAUAGAAGCUUUACAUUAAAGUUUUCCAUUGUGACUAUUUAGUCAACAUUAAAAUAAGUCAAACUGA
This is a messenger RNA of Myotis daubentonii (Daubenton's bat), 2339 nucleotides long. RefSeq names its product cysteinyl-tRNA synthetase 2, mitochondrial (gene CARS2). Gene Ontology annotation, biological process: cysteinyl-tRNA aminoacylation. NCBI's taxonomy places the organism in Eukaryota, Metazoa, Chordata, Mammalia, Chiroptera, Vespertilionidae. The record is from RefSeq and is a predicted model, not a curated record. Gene Ontology annotation, cellular component: cytoplasm. Gene Ontology annotation, molecular function: ATP binding; cysteine-tRNA ligase activity.